Solanum pennellii is the source of this 2436-nucleotide messenger RNA. RefSeq lists its product as uncharacterized. NCBI's taxonomy places the organism in Eukaryota, Viridiplantae, Streptophyta, Magnoliopsida, Solanales, Solanaceae. The record is from RefSeq and is a predicted model, not a curated record. Bases 1 to 2436 code for a protein of 811 amino acids. The transcript has 3 exons.
AUGGCGAGGGGAAGAGGUAGAGGACGAGGAAGAGGUUGGAAAACACCAAUAAUGAACGUUGGUGGCUCAGUAGGAGCUCGUGUGGAAGCAAUAGAGUUAAGGGAGCAGGAACAGGUUCAAAAAGGGGAAGCAAGUUUUGAAGGUGAGGUAGCUAGAAGUACUAAAGUAGCCAGGAGAUUGAGUUUAAAUUCACUAUCAGCUAAUGAGGAAGUGCUUGAGAACUCAGAUCUGGAAAGUUUAGAUGAUGAAAACAAGGUUGUUGGCAAUGGAACAGUAACAAGGAAUUCAGAGGAGCAACUAAAUGGAGAAGAUGGAGAUAGAAAUGCUGGUAAUGGAAAGGAACAAAAGAAGGAGGCAAAUGAACCAUGGGUUAAUAUGUUUAAGAAUAAUCGUGUAGCAAGCAAUGGAAUGCAGUUAUCCUAUUUUCCUCCACAGGUACUGAAUGGGCAAACGAUGGUGCAGCUGGAAGGGAAAGAGGUGCAAGAAGAAGAACAGAGAUGGAAAUGUGCUCUCAUUGCAUAUGUGAUUGGAGAAUGCCCUGGGUACAAUACUAUGAAGAGAUACAUAUUGAUGAACUGGUCAAAAGUGGAUAAACCUGAAGUGUUUCUUCAUGAGGAUGGAUACUAUAUAAUCAAGUUUCAGAAGAUUAGUGAUAUGAAUGAGAUUCUGUUCUCUGGGCCAUAUACUAUCAAUAAUCGACUAAUCAUUCUGAAACAAUGGUGUCCUGAAUUUGAUUUUGGAAGUGAGUUUUUAACAGAAAUCCCCUUGUGGGUGAAUUUUCCAAAAUUGCAUUUAAAUUGUUGGGGUGUGGGAUCUUUGAGUAGAAUUGCUAGUGCUAUUGGAGUUCCUCUUUUUGCUGAUGAGUGCACCAUAAAGCAAACAAGAAUCUCAUAUGCAAGAAUGCUUGUUGAAGUCAAUGUUACAAAAACUAUACCUCAGCAGAUAGCAGUAAUGGAUCCAAAUGGGAAAACAUUUAUGCAGGAAGUAGUGUUAGAAUGGAGGCCUCAAUAUUGUGAUAGGUGCCAGAAGAUUGGUCAUCUAUGUCAAGUGGAACCAGAACCAAAAGAAGAGAUGCCAAAAAGAUUAAGGCCAUGGAAAAAAGUAACUCAAAUAUGGCAGUAUAAAGGACCAAUAUCACAAAAGACUGAGCAGGAGAAGGUACAUGAACAAAGAAAAGAGAACAAUCUUAGUCCACAGAAGAAUAAGCAGGAGGAAGAACAGGAGAUAAACAAGAAGGUAGAUCAGCAAACACCAAGGAGUAUUGGGGACCAUUCUAAUAAUGCAGAUAAGCAGAUGGAAUUUAGUUUGGCUAACUUUCCUAUACUGAAAGCUAUACCAAUAAGGAAUGGGUUUGAAAGCCUCAUGCAUAACAAAAUGGCUUCACUAUCUAUUGAUAGAGGGUUAAUUGAAACAAGAGUUAAGGAAAAAAAUGUGAAAACCAUUCUUAAAGGGAUAGCACCAGGGUGGAGGGUGUUACAUAAUUAUACUGAUAGUCCUAAUGGAAGGAUUUUGAUAGUGUGGGAUGAUAACUGGUAUGAGAUAAAGAUGAUUAAUAGCUCAGCUCAACUCAUGUACUGUCAGUUACUGAAAGAAAGGAAAAGCUUUUGGCAAGAAAUGAAUACAAUGUCAAAAGGUAUCUCUCAACCAUGGCUCAUAGUAGGAGAUUUUAAUGCUAUUCUUUCUGCUAAAGACAGGUUAGACGGAGUUCCUGUUACUAAUAAUGAGAUUAAAGACUUUGCUGAAUGUGUGAGGGAUAUGGGGGUCAAUGAAUUGCAAUGGAAAGGUAAUUACUAUACUUGGACUAACAAGCAGUGUGGGAGGGACAGAAUAUCAAGUAGAAUUGAUAGAGCAUUUGGGUAUGAUGAAUGGAUGGACAAAUGGGGGCAUGUUAUUGUAGAAUAUGGGAAUCCAAGCAUAUCUGAUCAUUGUUCUAUGAUGAUUUUACUACAAAAAACUCAGCAUAAUGGGAAAGUUAGCUUUAAAUUUUUCAAUGUAUGGACUGAGCAUGAGGCCUUUAUGGAUAUGGUGGAAGCUAUAUGGAAAAAAGAAUAUGGCAAUAGUAUAAUGAAGAAGGUUUGGUGUAAGUUGAUUGAUCUUCACCAUGUAUUGAAACAGUUGAAUAGAAAGGAGUUUAAAUACAUUGGGAAACAGAUUGAGAUGGCUAGACUGGAGAUUGCAAAAAUUCAAGAUCAGCUAAAUGAACAAGCAACUAAUGACUUAAUUGUGCAGGAAAAAGAGUUACUGAUCAAACUUGAAAAAUGGUCAAUGAUAGAAGAAAGUGCUUUGAGGCAGAAGGCAAGGAUAAAAUGGAUCCAAUUAGGAGAUGCAAAUAAUAAGUUUUUCAGUUCAGUUAUAAAGGAGAGAGCUCAAAAGAAACAAAUAAGGAAUAUUAUGUCAUUGAAUGGUAAGAUGUUAUAUGAUCCACAUGAGAUUUAG